AUGACGGAAGCGAAAAAUGCAAAUAUAACAUCUCGCCGCGCCGACGUAUUUUUGAUUCUUGAGCAACACAUUGAUGCAGUAUUAACUAAAUUCGACACCGUUGCCGUGUUUACAGCUAAAGGAAAUGAUUUUGAUAAAUUCAUUCGCUCUAAACAUGGCCAAAGCCUUGUCAAAGAUGCUACAUCAUUUAGAGCAUCAAAAUCAAGUAAUGCCAAGCCACCGAAAAUUAGCAGCGACGUACUCAAAUCCUAUGAACCUUUUAUAAAUGAUUCAAAAUACGCACUAUCUGCUUUAGAUUACUUAGUUGAUUGGGCGACAUCAGUUAAAAACAUAAUGAAUGACAUCGCUCCGCACAUUACCGAUUUAGAUAUUCGCUGGAAUUAUCCAUUAGUUCUUCAUAUCAGCAAACUUCUUGUUGCUUUCUCAAAAAUUUGCACGCUUGUCCAUUCCCACAAAAUCCUAUAUCUCCUUAUUCAAUUCUAUCCGAUCAUUCCUGCACUCAAAGAAUUACCCUUAAAUAUGGACUAUGAAAAGAUCGCCAAAUUCAUUUCUUCAGCGACAAAGAGUCCAUUCUCAUACGCUGCAGCGCAAUUUUCCAAGAUUGAGCAGAAAAUCAGUGACUUUAUCUCUCAAAUUUCUCCAAAUAUUAUCCAAAUUUUUGGCCAAUGGCCUGUCGUCGAAUGGAACGACUUUUCAGUAUUCUCGCAGAUCGAACAAACAUACGACUCCACAUUACCUACAAAUAUCCAUCUUGUUUUGGAAAAUAUUGGCUUAUUCAGGGAUGUCAUUAUUUUCUUUGGCCUCAUGUUCCCUCAAUACCCCGAGAUGUUCCCACAGUACUUAACUCUCCUCAACAUUGCUCUCACAGAAGGAUCAAUGAUCAAUUUGACUCCUACCGUGAGUAUAUCCGUCGCGGAGAUCCUUAAAACCUUCAACGAGACAGUUAAGAACAAGAGCAUAUCCGAAAUGACUGAAAUGAACGAAUACGAACGACAAUUAAAAGCCGAUAUUUCACAUCCACAAAGGUUGAACCACGUUUACUACUUACUCCGUGAUAUCAGCGACAUCACAGCUUUCGAACCAUCCUAUCUACCGAAAUUUAUCAACCACAUUUUACCACUUGCUUCAUUAGCCUGUUACGAGGUCAACCAGUACUUCGUUGAAGAGGCAAUCAAGGACAGUAUCGUAAAUCUCGUCGAAAUCCUCACAGAUCUCGGUCGUUCGUUCAAAAUUAAUGAAAAUGUCAUAAAAAGGUUUUUCCUGUUCAAUCUCACCACUAUCGAUGCUACAUUCCUCAACAGUUUACACAGUUCGAUUUCCCAACUUACAGAGCUAUGGCAAGUCCACAUUGCUGGAUUAAUUUCAGAUUUGAUCAGAGCUUUGGGUUCUAUCGACCUAGAAGACUUCGAUCGUGGUACUCGCUAUGAUUUGAUGCCAUUCAUUGUCACGGCAAACAGAUUAUUCUUCCUUUUCAAUGAAUUACAAACAAAAUUCCAAGGAGCCUUCUUAAAUCCGAUCUUUGAGCACCUCGCUACAAUCAUCUUCCACGCAAACCUCGCUCAGGACCCAUUCAGCUACUUUUUGACCUUUGUUCCCCUUCAUAAAUUCUGGGGAUACACAGAUAUGAUCAUGAAGUACUCAGAAGAGCUUCCAGGCGGUAUCGGAUCAUGCAGUUCCCUCAUAAAUCUCUUCCAGUUCUUCGAUUACGACCAACUUGGAAUAUCUCUUAAUGAAAAGGUCGUAAACACCGUAGAACCAGCUAUUAAGCAUAUCAGAAAGGAGUUCCUUAAGAAGUUCACCUCCGUUAUCAAGGAAUACCUUUCUAAAGAUAACUUUUUCAUUGGAAUUUCAAAUCAUACCUCAAAGAACAUUAUUUUCGAUCCGAAGAUCUACCUCUUCAACGAUACGAACUUCAACGCAGCUCAGGUCAACGCUAUGGACAACCUAAGAGCAGCAGAUCUCCAGUUGAAACAGUUCGCAUUAAAUAUUCCGAAAAAAGUGACAUUCAAAGGUCACGAAUUUCCGAUUACAAGCUAUAUAUGCGACCACAUUGGUAAGCAAUUGGCGGAAUUGAUGUUUGACAAGAAAUUACCUGAUGUUACAUGGAUGACAAGUUGUUUCAGCGCAACUCCCGAAUUAUUGUGGCCAUUGUACUGCCAAAUGGGAAUUUCGUAUCCGAAACAGCUUGUUGAGUGCAGGUACAGUCAAGGAAACAUCCCAGGACCACUUUCUUACCUUGAUAAAAUUUCGAUGAUCAAAAACUCGACAUCUUCUCAAACAAUCAAAGAGGAGAAAGACGAGGCAAUCAUCAUCACUUUGCAGCGCUCGAUACAGAAAUUCAUUACGAAGGGAAUCCAAAAUACGAUUUACAAGACUUACGGUCGCAGAUUCGAGAAGAUCGACGAAAGUAUCUCCCCUGCGAUGGAACAGCUCUUGUCGUACGAUGGCUUCCUUGGAUUAUUCCGAAAUCUCGGACCGCAAGCCGCAUUUUGGCUUAAUAAGAUCAUUGUCAACGAAAUUGGCGUGAUCAUGGUCAACAUCUUCAAGAUCCAUACAUCCAUCAUCGAUCAGAUCUCGAACUGGUUCAACAUGUACCGACUUAAGAAAUACGACUGGGUUCCUACCGCAAUCAAGUCCGACGAGGUCAAGCAUUGCGCUCAGGAAUUUGUCCGCCUCGGAUCGAUCCUGAGACUUCGCAGACUGAUCAGACAAGCCGCUUCAGAUAUGAUGGAUACAAUGGUUGAAGGCUUUAUUCCUAUCUUGAGCAGUGCAUACAUCAGGGAGAGGGACGCACAAUGGGGCGAGAAACAAGACUUUCUCGUUGAAAUGUGCACUCCAUUCCAGACAUUUCACUUUAUCAAGUUCGCUAUUGAAAAAGCGAAUUUACUUAAGACAACAAAUUCAUCACAGUUCUUCUUCUUCCUCGCUUUACUACUUCUUAACCCAGAAUGGUCGAAUAUCGACUUUAAUUACGAUUCUGAGACAUUUUCAGGCAACUUACACAACAUUCCAGACGCAUUUGACGCUUUCUUGAGCAUCAACAACUGUUUCGUUGCAGAUGCUGAUGACAAGAAAGUUGACGACGCGUUGGAUGUCUUCUUCGACACAUUCUCACACGUUAUCCAGUGGAAGAGGAAGUUCUCAGGCGAAACAGGAGAGUUCUUGGAAGACACAAUGAUUAUCUUGGCUGAUAUAUUCCCGAAGUUCGUUUCUAAACUUCAGUACGGAACUAUCGCAGAAUCAUUCCCAAUCAACGUCGUUUUGGACGCUUACAUGAGAAUAGACAAGGAAAAGAGCGUCAGAAAGGAUCAGGGAAAGAAGAAGAGAGGAAGAAGAGGAAAGAAAAAAUAA
This is a messenger RNA of Trichomonas vaginalis G3, 3351 nucleotides long. RefSeq names its product NCK-associateD protein 1 family. The record is from RefSeq and is a predicted model, not a curated record. Gene Ontology annotation, cellular component: SCAR complex. Bases 1 to 3351 code for a protein of 1116 amino acids. Gene Ontology annotation, biological process: cell migration; cell morphogenesis; cell projection assembly. Lineage: Eukaryota; Parabasalia; Trichomonadida; Trichomonadidae. The transcript has a single exon.